CUUGAAAUACAUUAGCUGCGGAGAUUGUUAGCGAAUAUGGCGUGAAAUGACGAAGAUGCAGGUUGUAGGAAAGUCGAGCUUUCCUUUGCUGGGAGGCAAAGGAGAGUUACCGUCAACAAGUAGUGAAUUAAUGUCGGCACCAGAAGAAGAGGAUGAUUUCGAUAUUUUAAAUGAUGAAACAUUUGGUGAUGGCGUGGAUGAGCAUUUCGACUGGGAGGAGGAACAUGAACGCAUGGCAGAAGAACUGGAUUCUUUCUCCGAUUCCAGACAAAAUGGCAACAAGACAAAAGAUUCAGGUUUUGACACGGCAGAGAAAAGUUACAGGUCCCAAGAGGAAUAUUUAGAACAGAGUAUAUCCCAACUGGUGGUUGAUGACGAAGAAGAUCUGGAAGAUCCAGCUAUAUUAAAUGCCUCCAGAAAUAGACCCAUACCUCAGAGUCAUAAAGCAAGAUUAGAAGAUUUAUUUGGGCCUUCAUCCCCUCCAGCCUUCCUGGAUACAGAGCACCUUGUAUCACCAUCCAGUAAAGAUAUCUGGAGAUAUUCACGAGCUGAAGAAGCCUUGAAUAAACAGAGAAAUAAUAAACAGUCUAACUAUAAGAUUCCUACCAUCAUUGAGAGAAGAAACAUCAUUCCCCAAUCUCCCAUGAUCCCUCCACAAGCUCACACCCUGGAAGAGAUUGAGAAACGGAUGAUGUCCAAACCUCGAGUUGUUACUGCUGAAGAAUUAGAACGACAGAUGAGGGGUGAGACGACUCCAUCGGCUAAAGCAAGUGCUAUGAUGAUGCAAGGUCAACGAUAUACAACACCUGUACAGAUUCCUCCACAGCCAAUCAUAUCCCCUCUAUCUCAUGCUUCACCCUAUCAUAGACAUGUCCAGGCCCCGCAUGGGUUUAGUCCAAUAACUCAAAUGUAUCCAGACGGACGCAAUUCCCCUUUACAUCAGAUAUUAGCAAGUGGGCGGAUAACUCCGACUGGUAACAUGUCACCAAUACCUCAUAGACAAUCACCAGUUUUUGGCAUGACAUCAAAUUCCCCACUAGGAAGAUCAAUCACUCCUCCACAUCCCUUGAGAAUGUCGCCACUGUCACACUCCCCGCUUCAGAACCAUAUCAUGACUAAUAUUAACCAACAUCAAUCUGUCAUGUUAGCCAAUGCUAUGACUCAGAAUCGGAACUUCAGUAAUACAGGGAAUGUACCUCAGGUUAGAGGUCAAGGACAAUAUGGAAGUCAAAAUGGUCCCAGAGGAAACCAUCCAUACCCUGAUCGCUAUGGUAACCAAUCAAGUCCAGCUAGGCCUUACAAUAAAAAUCAUCAAAGAUUUCAAGGUCCAAGUUAUAAUCGUGACUAUUACUAUAGACCGUCCCAUGAACAGCCCCGUGAUGGACGUUCAACUGAUGAUUUCGCAGGUCUCAUGACACAGAAGGAGAAAGACUGGAUAAUAAAGAUACAGUUGAUGCAGCUGCAAACAGAAAAUCCUUACAUAGAUGAUUACUAUUAUACGAAUUUUACGAUCAAUAAAAAGAAUAAAGAAUUACGUCGUCAACAGGAAGUGAAUGGUGUAACAACAGAAGAACAACAGUUAUUGAUACCUCACUUGGUUAAAAUAGAACAGAAGACAUACUCUCCAGCUCAGUUUGAAGGUUCUUUAGGAAGACUAACAACAGCCAGUGUUCACAAUCCACGACAGAUAAUUAACAUUACAAGACGAGCAUCUAUUGGUGGGGAGGAAGGUCAGAAUGUCAGUAAGGAAUUACGCAAGAUUCGUCAGUUGCUCAUGGAUAUAGAAAAGGGUUAUAAUAUUCUAUUAGAUAUAGAUGAUCUAGAGAAACAGGUACUAGCUUUAACUCCAGAGAGCAGGAAGCCAUUGAAUGAAGCAAGAAAGGAGAAAAUUGUCAAUUUAUUAGAAUAUUUUACACACAGUGAUAACCCAGAUAACUUUCUACAGAUUAUUUCUGUGAGAAAAGGAAGGAAGUUAUUGUCCAGAGUUUUACCUCUCCUUGAUACGAGUCAAACAGAAGUUUUGAUGUCUAUAAUUUUAUCAUACUUACCAAACCUGGCCAAAAAAGAUUCUGAAGAGGGUACAGGGCAGUUAUGUGAAUCAAUAACAAGAGCCAUAGCUACCUGCAAUCUGAAUAUGUUGGUUAAAUUUGCUGGACAGAUACAGAAAGAAUAUCAUGAAGAACAGUCAUUAAAACUUGUCUUUCAGAGUAAGUUGGGCUGUACAUUAUUAUGUUGUAUGCUGAAACAAGGGGAAGUAAUUUAUCAAAAUACAUCACCUGUAGAUAUGGAUAACCAGUUGCAGACCUCAUGGUGUAAUUUUGUGGAAAAGUUUGUAGAGAGUUUAGCCUCAGUCAGUGUGGAAUCCAUUGCUACUCCAAUUUGUCUGCAACCAAAUCUAGCCAAACAUUUAGAUCGCUUUAUCAACAAAAAACUUGUCGCUAGUGUGGAAGAUAAACUCAGCUUAUUCACUACAGGCCAAUCCUAGCCAAUCACAAAGUCUCAUAAAUCUUAUCAACCAAUCAGAGUAUAUGUUGUAUAAAAUACAACUUUGUGUAUACUUCAACUUCAUAUUUAUUAACCCAUUUUGAUACCUUUCUAAAUUCAAGCUGCAGAAUUUUGUUUAUUUCUGCUUCAACACUUCUUGACAGUCAGAUAUAAAUACAAACUGGCUAAAAGAAAUUCUAUUCGCUGACUACCAGGAUACUGUCAUGCCAGUUAGGGAGGUCAGAAAGUAUCGAAAUUUUCCAAGGAUAUAUUGACCAAUCAGAUGUUUAUUUAUACUGCUGAACUUGUGGAUAGCUGUUUUACUCGGUCAUUACAAGAAUGUCUUCUAAAAUAAGUAUUUGCUGGUAUCCUUCCUACCUUUCUUCCUUGGUUAGGGUUAGGAUUAGAUGUACAAAUGACCUCCCCAGCCGACCUGACAGACUCUACUGUAACAUUUCAGGAGGUUAUCAUUACUUUUUAUGAAAUAAUCUACAGAAUUAAUAUAUAUUUAUACUUUUAAUGAUUGCUAUGGAUAUGGAUAUUAAUGUUACAAAUUAGAUUCAGUUAAAUUGAAGAUAAUUGAUCACAGGGCUCUUGUUGAACUCAUAUUUGUCAGAUUAGUGGUGAAAAUUGACUGGAGAAUUUAACUGUUGGCUAACAUGCCAUGAGAUUAGAAUUUAACCUUAAAAAAGAAUUAAUACAUUUAAAAUUUAUACUGUUUAUAUGUAAAUAUAUUAAAUUUGGUAUAAUGCUAAAUAAUUAUCACUUUUUUUUUUAAUUAAUUGACCGGUUAAUAAGAUUUUGAAGUGGAAGCCCUGGAUGAUGGCAAAGUAUAGUCUUGGUUAACACAUUAGGAAAAAUGUACAAAAUGACCUGUUGCUAAUUAUAUAUUAAAUAAGUUCACAACAAUUAUGAUAAUUGUAUCUUUUUUGAAACUAACUCUGCUUGAUAAUCAGACGUAGUUCUUAAACCAUCCGGUCAUAUCUAGACUUGUCAUUUCGCAUUUAAACACUUGCUGGAAAUUAGAAAGUUUAAAAUAUUAACACCUGUUGGAAAGUUAAAAUAUGGUUGUUAUGGACUGUUUUUACUACAGAACCUUUUUGGAUCUCAACCUUCUCCUUUUUUUGUAAAAUCAAAAUCACAAUUUGGCCAGUAUUUAAUUGAUAUUCAUAAUGCUAAAUUUGACGAAAAUGAUUGUAAUUUGCAUUUAUUAAAUGAAUUUAUUUGUUUUUGUAUGCCGGGAAUAUUCCUAAAAUAAAAUUAUGUAUGUGCAACUCCUCGAAGCAAAGAAGUUAGUUUUCACAUUGAAACUGAUUGAGUCUUUCAAAGGCAAGAGUUUUGGGAAUUUUAUCAUAUGCAUGUUUAAAAAAUUCUUUAUUACAGAAACAAUCGACAAUCUGACAGAAGUCCUAGCUUUUGUUGUUGGUUUGUUUGAAUAAAAUAUAAUAGAUAAUUUAUUAAUAAUUGCUUUCUAAUUGUCAUUAUAAUCAUUGCAAAUUUAAUCAUUGAUUAAUACUAAAUAAUAUACAUGUAUCUGCUAAUUAUGUCAUUGUGUUCAGAGGUGGGAAAAGUAAUUAUCACCUACAAUCAGGAUACAAAGCAAGAGUCCUUCAAAUAGUUUGUCAAAGUUUCAAAAUUCACAAUCAUACAAAGAGCAAUGGUUGAGUUUUGUAGUAAAAAUAGGGGAAACAUUGACCUAGGAGGAAAAUCUUAUCGGGAUGGUUAAAAACUGUCAUUGGUUACAUAAAUGAAUAUAUACCAACCAGCAGUAGCGGAUUAUCAGUGAGGCUGAUGAGGCUGCAGCCUCAGGCCCAAAGAUUUUGUAAAAAAAAAUAUUUUAGACUUGUCUGAUACGAUUAAAAACGCAUAGACAAUGAAUGUUAGGGGGGUGAGGUUUAGGCCCAACGGGAAUCAACAUAGGCCCUGACCCGAAAUUAAUUAGGCCCAUGCCAUUUUAAAUAGGCCCUAUUGUUUGGAGAUCUGAUCUUAUUUUUUAAACGUAGGCCUACAAUGUCUUGCUUAAUAUAUCUAGCAAAAGAUCUUGCGCUAGUUUUGAUGUAAACACCCCAUCAUGAGGAAAUAUUAUCCUUGAAAAUAGGUGUAUGUACAGUUGGUUUCCGGUGACGUUUCUGCUGUCAAAGCAUUUUGUACGACAAAUUUCAAUAGUUAUAACUAAUAUUUUAAUAAUAUUAUAACCUCAGUAAAGAAUCCCGUUUUUAAUGUUAGCAACUACCUUGGCUCUAACUUUAAAAACUAAAUAGGCCCUCCAGCAACUGCCACCUCAGGCCUUGGUGGAGCUUAAUCCGCCACUGCCAACCAGGAUAUAUUUGUCUCAGACUUUUCACUAGAUAUCUAAUAAUAUUAUCCUGUAAUCAAAUGGGUUUGAAACAAGAAAUUAUAAUCGUAGCCGUGACAUACAUAGUAAUGUUUAACAACCGUUAUUGGUAUGUACCUGGAUGGUUACACUUUAAGACUAUUGGGCUAUUUAUUAAUUUAAAACUGUAUGGUUAAUAAUAACAAUGUUUGAAUGGCUAUAAAAGUUGUCUUAAGCUUUAGAAUUGACUUAAACAUGAAUGGAAAACUUAAUUAUUAUGAGUACUUAUAUUUGUACAUUUGAUUUCUGUUAUUUUCAUGUAUGGUUUUUUUUUAAGACCAGUUUCAUCAGCAGGUUUGAAGUAUUACUCUCUUAAAAUAAGUUUAAUAAUCUCUGAUUCUGUUUGUAUUAAGAAUAUCAAUUUCACUGCCCAUUUAGAAUUGAUCUUGUUUAAGAAUUUUAUAUAACACCAAUUCACCUCUUUUGCACAUUAUGUAUGACUAAACGGUUGUAUUAAAAUAUUUUAGUACAUGUGGCAAAAUGUCCAGUUAGGAAGGUGUUUCACAAAAAUGACUCUUUGUGUCUGAAUUGAGAAAAAGGCCGGCAGCCCAAGAGUAAAGCAAUAGCUUAUAUAGAGGCUUUUCGGUGCCCCAAUAACAGCAUUAACCUAUAUAAUUUGAUAACUUUAAAGAGAUGAAGUAAUAGUGAAAUUGGAUACAAAAGAAUAUAAGAGGGUAUGUAAUAAAACUAAAAAGCUGAAUUAAUACUAGAAUUGGAAUAUAUUUAUACAAUAUUGUUAAUAGAAUAUGAGACUAAUUGAUUUAAUGGUAUAGUAAUUAAAGGAUAUUUUUUUGUCUUGAUCAACAAGUGCUUUUUGUGUAGACUAGAUUGUCAUUGUAUAUAGUUUAUGUAAUGAUGUUAUGUUAUUUAGUGGGGCGACAUUUGUUAUGCCCAGAUGGAAAAUUUUCUAUCUUAAAACACAAAAUAUUGUCGGCAGUCUUGUCUUUGUAUCUGAUCGACAUUUCAGUAAAUAAAUCGACAGAAACUUUAUAAUCUUUAAA
Patella vulgata (common limpet) is the source of this 5859-nucleotide messenger RNA. Its product is annotated as protein PAT1 homolog 1. The coding region runs from base 47 to 2485 and encodes 812 amino acids. Gene Ontology annotation, cellular component: P-body. The transcript is spliced from 19 exons. The record is from RefSeq and is a predicted model, not a curated record. Gene Ontology annotation, molecular function: RNA binding. Gene Ontology annotation, biological process: P-body assembly; deadenylation-dependent decapping of nuclear-transcribed mRNA. Lineage: Eukaryota; Metazoa; Mollusca; Gastropoda; Patellidae.